Molecule: messenger RNA, 8037 nt
Organism: Peromyscus maniculatus bairdii (prairie deer mouse)
Lineage: Eukaryota; Metazoa; Chordata; Mammalia; Rodentia; Cricetidae
Gene: Htr4
Product: 5-hydroxytryptamine receptor 4
Biological process (GO): positive regulation of MAPK cascade; regulation of appetite; adenylate cyclase-activating adrenergic receptor signaling pathway
Cellular component (GO): plasma membrane
Molecular function (GO): G protein-coupled serotonin receptor activity
Source: RefSeq, a predicted model, not a curated record
GCCAUCCUGUUUCCAAAGUGCCCAGAAUUCUCUUGAAUGCCGCUCCCAGACAAACCUUGCUCUGGGCCAGGCUGAGUCAGGCGUGAGAAGGAAGUAGGCUGCACCGAGGAGGGAUUGCCCCUGGCACAGGCACCACAGAGACAUUCUCGAGUUUAUUGUCUCUGAAUAGAGGAAGUGGGCACCCAAAAAGGUGAACGGAUUGGCCCAAGGUCACCCAGGAGUCUACAGUGCAGGGAGGGCUCCCUGUCCCCAGCGAAUGGGUACGAUUCUGGUCAGGGACGCACAUGCUGGUCCCCUUAAAGGCGUGGGAUCUGUGCAGCGUCUGCGCCCACUCCCCUGUGCGCCCCUCUGCACAGGUGGCGCCCCGUGCCCUGUGGGGGCGGCAGCGAGCAGGACCGCAGGGACGCUCAGGCUGGGGACUGUGGAGCCCACGAAGCCGGCUCUGCUAGGGGGAGAAGGAUGCUCUGCAUGCCCAGGAUCCUGCGGGCACUGAAAAUCGACACACUCAUGCCCAUUUCCUGUAAUGGACAAACUUGAUGCUAAUGUGAGUUCCAAGGAGGGUUUCCAGUCCGUGAAGAAGGUCACGCUGCUAACAUUCCUCUCAGUGGUUAUCCUGAUGGCCAUCCUGGGCAACCUGCUGGUGAUGGUAGCUGUGUGCAGGGACAGGCAGCUCAGGAAAAUAAAAACCAAUUAUUUCAUUGUGUCCCUUGCCUUUGCUGAUCUGCUGGUUUCGGUGCUGGUGAUGCCCUUUGGUGCCAUUGAGCUGGUUCAAGACACCUUGAUUUAUGAGCGUACGUUUUGCCUGGUCCGGACCUCUCUGGAUGUCCUACUCACAACAGCAUCGAUUUUUCACCUGUGCUGCAUCUCACUGGAUAGGUAUUAUGCCAUCUGCUGCCAACCUUUGGUUUAUAGAAGCAAGAUGACCCCUGUCCGCAUCGCACUAAUGUUGGGAGGCUGCUGGUCCAUUCCCAUGUUUAUAUCUUUUCUCCCCAUCAUGCAAGGCUGGAACAAAAUUGGCAUUUAUGAUGUGAUAAGGAAAAGGGAACUCAACCACAACUCUAACGAUACAUGUGUCUUCAUGGUCAACAAGCCCUACGCCAUCACCUGCUCCGUGGUGGCCUUCUACAUCCCGUUUCUCCUCAUGGUGCUGGCCUAUUACCGCAUCUAUGUCACUGCUAAGGAGCAUGCCCAGCAGAUCCAGAUGUUGCAACGAGCAGGAACCACCCCUGAAAGCAGACCCCAGCCAGCUGACCAGCACAGCACACAUCGCAUGCGGACAGAGACCAAGGCAGCCAAGACAUUAUGCAUCAUCAUGGGCUGCUUCUGUUUCUGCUGGGCUCCCUUCUUUGUCACCAAUGUUGUGGACCCUUUCAUAGACUACACUGUCCCUGAGCAGGUGUGGACUGCUUUCCUCUGGCUUGGCUAUAUCAAUUCAGGGUUGAACCCUUUUCUCUAUGCCUUCCUGAAUAAGUCUUUUAGACGUGCCUUCCUCGUCAUCCUCUGCUGUGAUGAUGAACGCUACAGGAGACCCUCCAUUCUGGGCCAGACUGUCCCAUGUUCAACCACAACCAUUAAUGGAUCCACACAUGUGCUAAGGUAUACAGUUUUGCACAGUGGGCAUCACCAGGAACUGGAGAAAUUGCCCAUACACAAUGACCCAGAGUCCCUGGAAUCAUGCUUUUAAUUGAAGACCUGGCUUGCCAUUUAGCCAUUCAUUCCCAUUCAUGUCUGCAUGAACAGGACACCCUGGAAACACUCUCGACCCUGGUCAUCACCAGUGAAGCUUGAAGUACGGGGCACCAGGGCCCAGUGAAGGUACACAGAAGACGGUGUUCAGUGGAACCUGGACCCAGCACAUCAAGGAUUUCAGAAUUGUGUGGGGACUUCAGACAUCAUCAGACCCAGUGUCCUACCCAGAGCCCAAGUGGCACCACUCAUUGCCUACUGACACAAGGUCGGUCUCUGCUCUCACCUCUCCAGGGACAGGAGCUCACUACCUCCGAACGCAGCCCCUUCUGUGGUGGGAAUGAGCUAAUUGUGUGGAAGUUUUGUCGUUUAUCAGCACCCAAGUCUGUGGUUGCUCUAGCCUCUGUCAGGGCAGCGAUGUUGGUCUCCUCUUCCUCUCAGAAAGCCUUAGACAUUGGAAGAAAAUGACCUGCCACCUGCCCACCCCUCUCAGUCUUCUCUCUCAAUGGAGCAUCUCCAGUUUCCUCUUCGCUCUGGCCAUCUUCUGGACAUGCUUUGGUGGGCUCCGGAUGUCUGUCUAGAAGCUCUCAAGUACUGACAUGGAAGGUGUCAGGAAUUUUGGCUUACAGCCAUGGACAUUUUCAUUUCCUUCCUUCUCUCCCUCCCUCUUUCCAUCCCCCCUCCCUCCCUUCUUUCUUUCCUUCCUUCCUUACUUUUUUCUUUCUUGAUCAUAGCAUACUACUUGAGGUAUUAGUUCCCCCUUGAGGAUAAAUUUUAAAGAUUCUGCUUAGGUUUUGCCUUUGGACCCAUUACUAAGAGACCUCUAUACAGAUAAUUGUGUGUGUGUGUGUGUGUGUGUGUGUGUGUGUGUGUGUGUGUGUGUGUUCACACGUGCAUGCAUGUGUGUGUAAAGUUGCCAUUUUCCCACUGGCAUACUAGUGAUUGCUUCCCCUCCAUGGUGGUGGACUGGGACCCUGAUUGCUAUGAACAUUGACAGAGAAUAGUCUCACAACUCAAGAAUUCAGGAGUGGAAGUCGGGGAGGAGCUAGAGAAAAGGCUCGGUGUUUAAGAGAAGCGCACUUGUUGCUCGGGCAAUAGACCCAGGUUUGGCUCCCAGCAUCCACAUGGUGGCUCACAACCAUUUGUUACUCCAGUUCCAAGGGAUCCAGCACCACUUCUGACUGCCACAGGCUCCUGCACACACACGGUGCACAUAUACACACACUUAGGCACACACACACAUACACACUCACAGACUAAAAUAAAAUAAAAUAAAACGUUAAGGAGGGAAACUGACUUGCUCCCACAGAGACUGCCUUUUAAGGAUGAGCAGGGUCCUGUGUUGAACAAGCCAAUGGUCUAGUCCUAGGCCAUUUUCUGUUUUGAGCAGAGAACAAAUCCAUCUUUCUGUACUGGGAACUGUCAUUAUUGAACCCUGCCUUUGAAGCUACUAUGGUUCCAUUUUACACACAUUUUUGUAGAGUCUCGUUUGUUCCAAACCCCAAGAUAUGUUUUCUCUCCUAUGCUAAAGCUGUCACCACCUUCUUUGUCUUGGGUAAGUUAUUUCUGAGAGAGAGAGAGAGAGAGAGAGAGAGAGAGAGAGAGAGAGAGAGAGAGAGAGAGAGACUUGAGACUCACAAGUGUUUUCUUUUUUUCUGCCGACAAAGACCAGUUCAGUUCACUGCUUUGAAACAGAGGGAGCGGGGAAGCGGGACAUGGCCCAGCAUCCCUGCCCUGUUUUAACUCCCCAUCUUUCUCCUUCUUCUCUCUCCCGCUCUUCCACCCUCCUCCCUUCUUCUCCCUCUUAUGCUUUUUUGAGACAGGGUUUUUCAUAGCCCAGGCUGGCCUCAAACUCACUGUGUAGCUGAGGCUGAACUGAGCUCCUGAUCCUCCUACCUCCAUCUUCCAAGUGUUGGGGCCACAGGCUUGAGUCACCCUACAAGUUUCCCUUACUUUUCUACUCCCUGCGUCGUUCCUUCUUCCCCUCUGAUGACAGGUCACACUGGGCUCUUUGUCCCUGUUUAAUCUAUGAAGGAAGAACUCACUGGCCAUCCUCCUUUUCCCCAUCUUCAGAUACCGUGAGAAGGAAUGGUCAUCCCCCACAAAGGAAUGAAGUGACCAACCGUCUAGGUUUAACAUUGAAAGUCUCAUAUCCCAAGGCAGUCCGCAGCCCUUGGCAAGUUAAGGAUAGUCACCAUACUUAUGGGACCCUUCUCUAUGGAAAACCAGUAAACACCUUGGAUCUGAGUCCCUUCCUGUCUUUUCAUGAAAAACUGAAGGAAGGGACUAGGGACAAGAAGACAUGGUGAUAAGCCAAAUGCAAAUCCAUGAGACAAGAGUGGAUUCAUUCUAUCUGGAGAGCUGCUACACAGCAUUAGUUCCACCCAUGGCUUCCAGGAAUCCAGACAACACAGCUUGAAUGUGGAAGAUGCAGAAGAUACACAGCAGUCCAGGCUUCAAGGAGACCUACACUUGUCCUCUUCCUAAGAAGCUCCUCUGUCAGGAAGCCGGCUGUGUUAAGAUGAGAUGUUACUAGGGAAGAGGAGGCUGUGGUCCAGCUAAUCUGGCCAGAUGAACACUGGCAACCACUUGGAUGUUUAAUGAAGUCUGUUUCCAUGCCAGGGAUAAAGGAUUCACUGUGCUUUCUUUCCAUUUGACUUUGCAGUCCAUAGGAAUACCCAGUUCUGAAGAUCCCACCUCAUCUUGCUGGAAGCCAGAAUGAUCCAGAGGUCCUGAUGAAAGAAAAAAAGGGAAUGCUAGUUCUUUGCCCUUGCCUAGGGGCAGACUUGGCAAGGGCCAGUCUUGGCCUGGGCCUCAAAGGAUUAACGUUUCAGUUCCUAGGAACCCAGCUUUCCCCUCUGAAGGGCUGUGGUUAUCAGUCCUAAGGCAGCUGUGUCUGAGAUAUCCUGUGUUCUCUUGCCAACAUUGUCUGAUUUAGCUUUCUGCUGACCUUGGCCAUUUUCCCUCAGCAAAUAGGAUAUAUAAAAUGCUCUACUUCUUAAUAAGCUUGCUCGGCAUAAGACGUAGCUUGUGCAAGACCUGUCAACCCCAGCUUCCUACCUCCUCCUCUGGCCAUCCCUCUUAGAAUGCUGGACCUGAAGAGCAACUGCUGGUCCAGGUCACGAACCCUUUCCAUUAGCAACUAGAGAGUAAAAGAAAUAAAAACCUACAAGGUAUUGGUUAAAGCAAACUAACAAAGCCAACUCGGAGAUUUCAGUUUCACCGCUCACUAACAUUUCCACUUCCUGCUGCCAACUUGCUCUGUCCUGAAACAAAGAACCAUCUGGGAAAUGGGGUAGGGUAGGGCAUUGUGGGUAGGUGACAGAGGAGACUCACUGAGAUGCCAGAGAAUAGAGACAACCAAAUCAUCUGUAAUACAGUCUUCAAGUGAGGAGAAAGUGUCUUCUUGGUGCUGUGCAAUCUAGCUAUUUCUCUUUGGUAUUGUGGCUCUCUUAGGUGAGAGAUGGAAAGUGCUUUUCUUUCCCUCUAUUACUUCGAUUGGCUGUGGUCAAAAUCUGCCCCAAAAUACAGGGUGGUCUAGGAGGAAAUAAAAAAUCAGGGUAUUUGCCCCUUUUGGCCAAAAGUGUCCUCUUUGCACACAGUCUAGAAAACUAAGUACUGAUUUGAAUGUGAACAAUGCAGGGAUGAACUUGAAGAGCUGGGUUCAGGCCCACUCUUGCUCUGGCCCUGAGCAGAACUUGCCUCACUCUAUUCUUCUACAAAAUGCAGAUGGUCACUGAGCUGGCUGGAUCUGUGUGACUGUUCCAACAUGGAUAGCCAAGGGCCACUGUUAGAAGUUUGGCUAAAUACAUGCUUUGCCUGCACUGUUAUCUACAUAAUAUCUUCAUUUCACUUACAGAAAUUUAGUUUAGAAGGAAACGGUUUAUCAGAUCCCAAAUGGAAAAAUGAGUUUUAUUUGCUGUAAAUAGAAAGCAGCCAUAGAGAAAAACUAAUAAAAAAUAAAACCAAACUACUAAAUUCUAACCAGAUGUCAACACUCAGAGCGUGUCCCCUGCCUCUGCAUGUCCCAGGAAGACAAACAUGUCAGUGGAGUCCCCCUAUCUCCUCUCUAGGAGAAUUUAGAGAAUGAAUUCCAAACUAUAGGAAUUCAUCAAUUUAAUACAAGUUACGUUCCAUGUUUUUGGAAACAAAGAAGGGAAACAAACUGCUUACUAUUUUUAUUAGUAUUAUACUUAAUCCAGAUUGUGUCUCCUCUGCUGCCUUUUACUUUAGCUCUUUCUGAACUUCGUGAGCAGUAACAGAAUGAGAAGCUAACUAACAAACGCCUUUCUGCUGGGCAUUCGGUUAAGUGCUUUCCGUGGAUUUUCUCAUAAAACAACCUUUACAAGUACCAAAAUUACUCCCACUAAAAAUGAGCAGACCUCAGCAGAGACAUCAUCUGGUGACUGACCUGACAAGUAUGGAUGUGGGAUGUAGGCCCAGGCCCCUCGAUUACAUGGCCUAAGCACUUCCCCUCUCUUAUCACCUUGGAACCCGGAGCUGUGCCUGUUCUGGUCUGAGCUCUGCCAUUCACUUGUCCUCUUGUUUUUUUUCCUCUGAAUGUCAUUUCCAUUAAUUCAAUGAUGGGGGUAUUCUGGUCCAUGGAUGGUCCAGCAGGAAGGCUCUCUAGUACCAGGGGAGCCUGAGGUUACUGAUAGUCAGCAGCAGACUGACAGGCAAGUGGAUGAACCCUGAAUAUUGCAAACCACCAUCAAGGCGCCCUGCAGAAGGCAAUCUGAAUUUGCCAUACUUCUUGGUUGAAUUUAAACUAUUUGGCACCAGCCCGAUUUUCCUGGUAUCUAUCCACCACCAUAGGCACUUUACAAUUGAUCUGCCCUUUCACAAGGUCUCAGCCUCACAAUAGCUAGUGGUGAGAGAUUAUCGGUUCAAUUUUAUAGACAAGACUUUGUCACAGCACGUGACUUGCCCAAGGACAUGUGGCAGAAGAUGGAUGGAAAACACAUUAGGUCUCCUAACCUAGCACAGUGAUUUUUUUUCCUCCUACAUAAAUUAUGGUUUAUAUAAAUGAUGCAUUUAUGCAACUAUUCCCAUUAUAAGAAGUCCCAUAACACAAAUAAAAGUAAAUACUCUUGACCCCAGCUCAGUCCCACUCCAUUCCCAAGGCAGGUGGGGGUGGGGUGGGGGGCUUAUCACUUGGCAUAUGUGAUUCAGUCAUUUGUGGUUUUGUUUGCUGUUAUUUAUGACUAAGGUGAUGCUGUAUGUACUCUGCUACUGGCCUCUCAAUUGUCAACCCCGCACAUCACCUCAUAUCAAUUCACGUGUGCUUCAUGCUGCCAGCCUGGGAGAGCAGGCAAUUCAAUAGCUGAGUGUAUCCUGUGUCUUCCACAAGGUCAGCGGGACUGGUUUCAGGAUGAAGCGGCAGCUCAGACGUAGGGGUUGUCCUGUUGGCAGGAGCCCGCCCCAAAGUGGGUCUCACCUGACUUCCUUCCCCCUUGAGGGACUGUUUGGAGUCAGACUGAUAAAACUCUGCUUCCAGUAAUCCCUAAACACCUGCCUUUGACCAAGUUAUCUAAACUGCUAAACUGGAUGUUUAGCAAGCUUAGGAGGUAUGAUAAGCAACUCCUCCAAACGAUAAUGUCAAGUGUGACCUCCUUUCCAAGGCCUGGUUAGUUCUCAAAGAUCGCUGCCCUAGGAUAUAGUCUAAGGGACAUUAUGGAAAUAUUAAGAAAAAAAACCCAGGAAAAUAAAUUACAACACACACACACACACACACACACACCACACACACACACACACACACACACACACACACACACACACAAGCAACCAGACCAAACACUUUUAUAAUAAACCUGGGUUUUAUACUGGGUGCUCCCACUGGACCCUCACCACUGCCUGGUGGGGGUGGGUAACUGUUACCACCUUACAAAUGAGGAAAGUUGAGGCUCCAGCACAGGGCUCUCCACCACAGACCACUGUCUCCUGGUCAGAGCUGUUGUCUGAGGAAGUUAGAUCUGAACCCAGGACUUCUGCCUCCAUGUACAGAGUCACUUCAAGAAUCAUAGUGUCAGCUAUCAGCCCCGUAUGCCUGGCAGCAUGUGAUACAUGGUUCUUUCUGAUUCUGACACUCAGUCAGAGGUCAUCUGUGAACUAUUUAAGGCCUUGUAGAAACAGGCCAUUGUACACACAGCUGUUGGCAUAACAGAAUGGAUGGAAAACUCCCUUCUCCAUCAGGCGUUACUCAACUGGCCAAGAUGUGGUCUGUACGCCUUCAAAAUGGUUUCUGCUUUUUUAAUGUCUGGGUUGAAAUCCAAGAGUAUUAUUUUGUGAUGUGAAUAUUAUGUGGAAUUCAAGUUUCUGUCUAUCAAUAAAGUUUUGUUGUAAUAUGGC